UGGAGAUGCCUUACAAUCCAAAAGCCAAGACAGCGUCUCCGUCUCGUACAAAAUUUGACCCUGCGGUGAAGCUUGAAGUCUCUCUGGUCAGUCAGAAACCGAAACAAAAUUCCUAAAGAUUAUGGGCGUCGAGAAGAGAGAGAGAGAUUCGACGGACGAGGAGCGCGGGAACAGUAGCAGCAGCACCCGGAACUUGGACACAGGGAGGGCGGAGGCUCCGGUGUGGCUGAUGAAGUGCCCGGUGGUCGUCGCCAAGUCGUGGAGCUCCCACAACCCCUCCGAUCGCCACCCGAUCGCCAAAGUCGUCCUCUCCUUCGAUCCCCUACGCGCCGACGACCCCACUGCCAUGGAGUUCAAGAUGGAGAUGCCUGACUCUGCUGCUGCCAAUUUGCCGAAAAGUUAUUCAUUGAAUAUGUUUAAAGACUUUGUUCCCAUGUGCGUUUUCUCCGAAACAAAUCAAGGCAAAGUUUCUGUGGAAGGUAAAGUGGAUCACAAGUUUGAUAUGAAGCCCCACGGUACUAACAUCGAGGAGUAUGGGAAGCUGUGUCGUGAAAGGACAAACAAGUCCAUGAUCAAGAAUAGACAAAUACAGAUGAUCGAUAAUGACCGAGGACUACUUAUGAGGCCCAUGCCUGGGAUGAUUGGCUUGGUUUCAUCCACUUCAAAGGAUAAGAAGAAACCUGCACCUGUUAAACAAUCAGACAUGAAAAGGACUAGAAGAGAUCGUGGGGAGCUGGAGGAUAUAGUGUUCAAGUUAUUUGAACAAAAACAACCGAACUGGACCUUGAAGCAGCUGGUGCAAGAAACCAAUCAACCUGCGCAAUUCUUGAAAGAGAUACUGAAUGAGCUGUGUGUGUACAACAAAAGGGGAACCAACCAGGGUACUUACGAGCUUAAGCCGGAAUACAAGAAAUCUGUCGAGGAUACUGAAGAAUAAGCUUUUCACUCCGCCUCAUCGAGCAUCAUCCAUUGUUCUUUCGAAAACAGGAAGUCGAAAAUGAAUUAGCUAGAAGAAUAGGCAGCUGGUUGUGUGGGGCAGCAGAAUAACAACAUCAAGGAGGACUUUAACCCCACGAAACAUGGAGGCAAUGGUCUAAUUUUCUUCCUACUUGCUUUUUCCAAGCUGAAAUGUGCAAUUUUAAUUCGAUUGAUCUGACAAGAGAGGGAAAUGCUUCGAUAAACAAAUGAACUUACGGAGCAAAGCAUGUAUAAUUCUGUAUCAGCUUGUACAACAAUACUUUCACUACAGUUUUGAAGCAAAUAGUUUUAUCUUUUGAUA
Messenger RNA from Pyrus x bretschneideri (Chinese white pear), 1279 nucleotides. Its product is annotated as transcription initiation factor IIF subunit beta. Lineage: Eukaryota; Viridiplantae; Streptophyta; Magnoliopsida; Rosales; Rosaceae. Gene Ontology annotation, biological process: transcription by RNA polymerase II; transcription initiation at RNA polymerase II promoter. The coding region runs from base 122 to 937 and encodes 271 amino acids. Gene Ontology annotation, cellular component: transcription factor TFIIF complex. The record is from RefSeq and is a predicted model, not a curated record. The transcript has 6 exons.